GCCCAGCCUUAGAGCGGCGCCUGCUCUGAGCACCUCUCUUGAGCUCCACCUGUGGCCUCCUCCCUUGGGCAGCCACCGGCUGCCCUUAGGCGAAGAAGAGCAAAGGUACCUCUUCGGGCUUUCGCUGGCAGAGGCCGUCCGGGCGCUAUGACCGCCGGGGCCAAGGUAGGGGGCACUCCGAGAGGCCGCGGGUUCCGGCAGGGGCGCGCAGAAGACAAGACCGCCAUCCUCGAGGAGGAGGAGGAGGAGGAGGAAGAAGGGAAGCAGGCGCUAAAGGGCCACCCUGCCGAGAAAGGCUCCGGCUGCUCUUCCAAGCAAGUCGCGUUUGCCGUUCUCCCAGACAAGUACGAGCCUCUCGGCACAGACGGGGAGCAGCGAGCAGAGCGCAAAGGCGGAAAGCGCAGGAGGAAGCUCAGGAAAUACGGCAAGAAUGUGGGCAAAGUGCUGCAGAAAGGAUGCCGUUAUGUGGUGCUUGGCCUGCAAGGCCUAGCCAACGCCUACUCUUCGCCCAUUGGUGUGGCUGUUUCGGUAGUGACGCUGUUUCGGUAGGCCGGCAGUCUACUCCUUUCAAGAUGGAAGAAGAAAGAAGCCAUCACCAAGGUGCAUGCCACCUUCUCCUUUGAUGCCUUCAGAAUAAGAAAUGGAUUAAACCAGGACAUUUGGAGGGCUUGAUUUAAACCAGUUCCUUACAUUUGUCAGAAAUCAUUUAGUUAAUAUUAGAUCAAAGAAUGAGUCAGACCAAGGGAACAACCUUUUGAUUAGCUUGAGUCAGAUCUUGUCCUUUUAAAAGAGAGUCAGAACACUCUUUUGUAAAAGUCUUGGAUUACAGAGGGAGGGAGGGAGAGAGGGAGAGAGAGAGAGAUUGUUAAAAGAAAGCAGAAAAGAGAGGGGGGAAUUCUCCUUCUUGCUCCAUGAUGAUCUAGUUUUCUAGUCUUCUGGGAAAGCUGCACCUGUGGUGUCUGUGUACUAUUGGUAUAGAGGGAACAUGGACAGAAUUGGCCCAGCUCAAAAGAGACUGGAGAAAAGGAAUUGCUUUAGCAGGGGGGGUGGGGCGGGAAAGGCAAGGCAGCAGCUUAGGAACAUCUACUGUGUGAGUCUGAGAGUCGAAUUACCUUGCAGUCUGGUUCUCAGUAUGAGGUAGGUCUCCUUAGUAGUAUUGCCAGGUUGACACUUGGAGAGACCUAGAUCUUUAGGGAGUUCACAGAAAGGAAACUUUUCCAGGUGCACCUUCUCCUCACACAACCAUCAAUAUUUUGUUAAAAACCACGCUGGUGAAAUUCUCUAUUACUCCCAAUGAUAAAAUAACUUUGAAGAAGACCUCACAGAACAUUGUCUUGGAAAAUCUCUAGAGAGGCCAAAGGGCAGCUACUGAGGAAGCUGAAUAUCUGAACACAUGAAACUGCCUCAUAGUGAAUCAUACCAUUGGUCUAUCAAGGUCAAUAUUGUCUACUCUGACAAACAGUGGCUCUUCAGGGUCUCAUGCUGAAGAUGUCUUUCACAUCACCUACUAACUUGAUACUUGUAACUGGAGAUGCCAUGGAUUGAACCUGGGACCUUCUGCAUGCAAAGCAGAUUGAGCCAUUGCCCCUUUUUUUGGCCCCUUCCAAUAUGCCUUGACCAGACUGGCAGUUCAAGUGCCUUGGCUGUAAACCAGUACCAUGUAGGAAGCAAGGUGCCCUACAUCUUAAAAUAGUAGAUUGGGUAGGAUUUAGUGUCAAGCUCAUUGACAAAGGGCAAGAUUAGAUAUGCAUGAAAUUAUAAAAUGGCAUCUAGCAUAGUACAGCCCUUUCUAUGACCAUGGUAAUCCUUUCAGAAUGGCGGGGAGUGGGAUUGUAGCAGCAAGUUUGGCUACCAUGCGAUGCACAUUCAUUGGAAUUUGUGCAUAGAGUAUCUACAUUUGCAUAGUCUGAUGAAGGUAGCUUUGACUCUCAAAAGCUCACACCCUGAAAAUCUUGUUGGUCUCUAAGAUGCUACUGGAUUCAAAUCUAAUUGCAUGGAUUCUGUACACAUAGAGCUCUCUCCAUGUGUUCAGAAACAUUAUCCCAAGCAGAGACCAAGUGGGGCACAGCAGAAAGAGCCUGUAGACAAGAACAAAUAUAUUAAGAUGUUUCAAGCCAUAUGAACUAUAUGUUUAGAUGCUUCAGCAAAUCAUGAUAUGAGAACCAGUAAAAAGCAUAACACCAUGGUUUUUCUUCUUAAUUUUUAUGUGUUUAUGUUCCCUAAGAAAAAUUUUGUGAAUGUGGGAUAUUGAGUAGCAGUAUAGAAAUUUCAAUAGAGUUGUCUGUGUAUGUAGGACUGAGAAGUCUGCUUACAGUGUAUAAUCAAGCUGUCUCUGUGCCAGUGCCUAGGCACCAAAAAUAAGAUGUCACAAGCACAUCUCACUGUGCAAUAUAGUGUGCACUAUGCUAAAUUUCUGGGGCUAACAGUCUUGAUGCUGAUGAAAGGAGAGAUACCAUAUGCGAUGUAGAUAGCAGUUGAGCCAAAAUUUUGCAUUCUCAAAUCAUAGCUGAUAAGUACUUUUUGAUACAUUUUCAGUCUUGAAAUAUCUAUGUGAGAACACAUGUUUAUUUUGAAACAAAAUACCAUAGGGCUGGGUUUUGACCUAUUGUUAACAAAUUUGUCUAUUAAGAAGAAAGACUUGUAUUCCAAGAAAAAUAAAAUGUUAAGUAGAUCUAACUAGA
This is a messenger RNA of Heteronotia binoei (common prickly gecko), 2681 nucleotides long. It is a transcript of the gene C1H1orf115, whose product is annotated as chromosome 1 C1orf115 homolog. Bases 148 to 549 code for a protein of 133 amino acids. NCBI's taxonomy places the organism in Eukaryota, Metazoa, Chordata, Lepidosauria, Squamata, Gekkonidae. The record is from RefSeq and is a predicted model, not a curated record. The transcript is spliced from 2 exons.